AUUUUUUUUCAUGUAAAGAUUUUCUAAUUCCUUUAAAUGCCGCUCCAUCUGGUACACAUGACCUCUCUCAGUAUGUAUACAGUCCUGUCUACAGCCCUACAUGUAAGAACAUGUUGCAUCUUCCACCGCUCACGCGUGAGAGCUUGUGAUUGUGUUAUUUUACACGACUAUUAAAAAAAUAAAAAAAUAAAAUGCGAUUGCAGUAUCGUGACGGCAGGGGGCGCUGCUGUUUGUGCCAGGCUGCUGGGUGCUGAGCUCUCCCUUAAAGCGGCAGCGCAGGGCAGCAGACGGGAAGCCUUCUCACGAACUAAUGGCGUCUCUCCAGUGCGGGGCAGCUGAUCUCCCACCGAGCACGGCAGCAGGAACGGCGCAGAGGUAAACACGCCGCCCCCGGAUUCCUCCAGGACAAGACAGCCUCUCCGCUUCACGCGGGAGUUCGUGCUGCAGGCUGGCGGGCUGGACGCUGCGCAGCCGUCAGUAAUCGAGAGCAGACCGCGGUUCCGGUGUACAAACAAACCCUACUGACAAGCAAAACAGACAGGACACAGUCAGCCGCGGCUUCCCUCCGCUCUGCUUAUUUCUCUCCGCGGUUUCCGCCGAUGCUUAUUUUUCGGCGGGGCCUGGUCUGAGGCGCUGUGGGCGACAGUAGCGGGUCAAAUGUUCCCACCCCGCCGUCGGAGGGACACAUAAUGGACAUGGGCAUCACCCCUUCAGAGAUAUCCUCCUCCUCCUCCUCCUCCUCCUCCUCUUCCUCCUCCGCCUGACUGGCUGGCCGCCUCUUCGUUAAUCCAAUUCAGGAGAUCAUCUUCUCAACCCUUCCUGAGGUUACACCACCAAGACGGCGUUAUCUCAGAAAGCCAGCUCGGUGGCGGUGAAGAUGACCACGGCACGGUACCGUCCCACCUGGGAGCUGGCCGUGGACCCCCUGGUCUCAUGUAAGCUGUGCCUUGGAGAGUUCCCGCUGGAGCAGAUGACCACCAUCACACAGUGCCAAUGUGUCUUCUGUACACUGUGCCUGAAGCAGUAUGUGGAACUCCUGAUCAAAGAAGGCCUUGAAACUGCAAUUAGCUGUCCAGACUCUGCCUGUCCCAAAAGAGGACACCUGCAGGAAAAUGAGAUUGAGUGCAUGGUGGCCACGGAGAUGAUGCAGAGAUACAAGAAGCUUCAGUUUGAAAGAGAGGUGCUGCUGGACCCAUGCCGGACGUGGUGCCCUUCCUCGACCUGCCAGGCUGUGUGCCAACUGAAGGAGGCAGAUUCUCCGGCGCUGCCCCAGCUGGUCCAGUGCGCCGUCUGUGCCCUCGAGUUCUGCUCAGCCUGCAAGGCCAACUGGCACCCCGGGCAGGCCUGCCAGGAAAACAACCUGCCCAUUACCUCCUUCCUACCAGGAGAAAACAGCUCUUUCUAUAAGAACGAAGAGGAUGACGCACCGAUCAAGCGCUGUCCAAAAUGUAAAGUUUACAUCGAGAGGGACGAGGGCUGCGCACAGAUGAUGUGCAAGAACUGCAAACACGCCUUCUGCUGGUACUGUCUGGAGUCCCUGGAUGAUGACUUUCUCCUGAUCCACUAUGAUAAAGGACCCUGUCGAAACAAACUGGGCCACUCCAGGGCGUCUGUUAUCUGGCACAGAACACAGGUGGUCGGGAUCUUCGCUGGCUUCGGCCUGCUCCUGCUCGUUGCCUCCCCCUUCCUUCUCCUGGCCACUCCCAUCGUCCUCUGCUGCAAGUGCAAGUGCAGCAAAGGCGACGACGACCCCUUGCCAACCUAAACAUGCCAAUCGGAGAGCGGAGCGGAGAGCCACUCCGAGGAUGGGCCAUCCUAUUUUUUCCUUUUUCACCCCUUUAUACGUUCUCUUCCUCCCACCAGCUUUGAGCGCUUUCAUAUUUUUUUGGGCUGAAAACGUGCACCAGCCCCCGGGCCGCUUCGGGAUCCAUCGCUCUGCAUGAGAGAGAGGCAUGGCAGGAAAAGCGACCCUACACCUUGGCCUGAAGAGAGGUGCAGGGUUAAAGGGCAGAGGAGGUCAGACUCGGACUAUGGACCGCAGUGUCCAUGAGACGUUGGUUGGUUUGGGAACGUGGAGGAAGUCUGGGCCGUGUCAAGCGGUCCUCAGUCGUGGGUUUACCGUGGUGUGGUAUUGUGGCGUGUCAUUACGAACAAAGGAAAGAUCAAAGUGAAGAAAUGCUUUUCUCUUGUAUGGGACAGUAUCAUGCAGGAGCCAUCUUUUUAGAAAGAACUUCAACUUUAUCGCUCUGUUUUGUCAGUUUGUCGUAUGCAACAAAAGCUUUUUUUUUCUCCCCCCGCACCGCCGCCACACUCGAUGUAGCUCUACAGAUUCAGUCCGUAGCAUUAGAGUCACACCACGCAUGUUUGGUGUUCACUCGAUCUGCACACAGAGCGUGAUUCCUACAUCACGCUCCCGGCUGAGGUAGAGACAGGAGGCUGUCGCCGCUCUCAACAUGUACAGCACGUCCUCUUGAUGAUGUCAAUGUUUUAUAACCUGUUGCUUUUAAUAGAACUGUGCUCAGAGUAGUGUCUAUGUGUUGUACUUUUUGAGUGUUUUCCAAACUGUAAGGUACACUUAUUGUAGGGGAUUGCCACUCAAAUCGAAAAAAAUACACCUAUUUUCUAAGUUUUGAUCGACCUUUAGCUUCUGUUUUAUACCCAAAUUGGGUUUUUGUUUCCCACUUCUGUUGCCAUCUCUCCUUUUCAUUCUCUUUGACAUUGGAGUCAUCUUUGUUAGAGGGGGAGAGGCGGUGUUUCAGGACAGAUUUUUUAUUAUCUGCGAUCCUGAGACAUCCCAAUUUGAGUGGCGCUCCCCUUUAAGUUCAGCAGUAAUGUAAAGUCUGUCAGAAGACUUUGUAUCCACAUGUUGUGGAACCAUUUUAUUACUAUGGUAAAAGCGAUGUCACUCCCGUAAUUUUUUCAGUCUCCAGGUGGUGGUGUAGCCAAAUAGAAAUGAAUAGCCUUAAAAUUGAGAAUAGCCAAAAUCAGGCAUUUCCCCCCGUGCAUUAAAAAGAGUUAAAAGUUGAAUCCAAAUAAUCCCAGGGAAAGCAUGUUCAACAGCAUCAGUCAAUGAAGCCCUUUAUAUAUUCAGAUGAUUCUAUGAUGUCAUCCAUAUGCCACACUGUUAAUAGCCAUAAUGUGGGGAAGAAAAAGAAACUGUCCUAAACUGAUGUUUUGUGCGACCUGGGGCCUGUAUUAACUGAGCCUUCUCAGAGCAGGAGAGCCGAUCGACAUCCAACCCGACCGUCACAAACCACCUGAAGCUCAAAGUUGGAUCAGACCCCCCCCCCCUUCUUCUGAGACCUAACAAAUACCCGCUAGUUCCAAAUUGCAAACUUGCAUACGUUAGUGGUCUGAGUGUCGGUGUUCUGUUUUGUUGGCGGGUCAGACCUCCAACGACAAGCAGCUAUUCCUCGCAGGGACGUCAGAAAAAAAAAAAGCUUAUAGUACAAAUAUAAAAAGAAUGUCACAAUUUUUUGGGGCACAUAAUUACGAAGCUGCUCUCUAUUAUAUCACUUUAUCUAUGCAAGUUUGUACAUUACCGUUCUUAAAAGGCUAUCGAUUGGUCAUAAUCAGUUGUGUGUCUUGGUUAGGUUCAUAUAGUGGAAGUUGCUGAAUGUCAGCAUACAUGAGCAUAUCAUGGUCUGGUAACACUUUAGAUCAGCGAACACAUGGUGCCUAAUAGCAUGUAUAUAAGUAGCACAUUGGCUCUUCAUUAGCCACUAUAGAGCGCUUAUUAUUGCCUCAUUCUGCAUGACCAGAUUCUUAAACUAUGACUACUAGUAGACACUGACACUUAUUAAUCUACACAGCUUCUACUUUCACUUUAACAUGGGGAAAAUAGAGUUAGGAAGAAUAUAAGUAAAAGCAGUGCUGACCAAUGUGAGCACCAGGGACCAAAGUUGAGGGUAAAUUUGUUAAAAAAAAAAGUAUUUUAUUUUUUAUUUUCACAUAAGAUCAUAAUAAUUUCUUUUUACAGUAAUGAAAGGAAAUUGUACAAUUAAGGAAACUCUGGAUUAUGUAUGCCUACCUUUUUACAUCUUUUAAAGGGUAGCUCCACCAAUUUUACGCAAAGUGUUUUCACAGGUCUUGAGGAGUACUACUGUAUGUGAAAGUAAAUGGUGGAAAGCUUGUUGUGGCUCCAGAGACUCGCUCAGUGACUAUGUUGCAUUGUGGGUAAUGUAGGCACUAGAUUUUUAAAGGAGGAAACGUGCGUGUAAUAAAAAGGGGCGAUUUCUCUGGUUCUGCUGAAUUGAUUUUGAUCACUUGUCAUUCCCCUGGUGCUAACAUUACCCAGAAUGCAAAUCAGCUACUAAGUGACAUGUAUGGUUGUUCUGCUCAAGACCUCUAAACACUUAAAUGUGUGAAAUUGGAGGACUUACCCUUUAGCAAUGCAGUGGGUCAUUUAUCUAUUUGGACAGUAUUAUUACUUAGUUUAAUUAACAGUUUUGUUUUGUUACAUAAGAAUAGACAAUAACUUAAGUUUUAUUAAUUAACUGUUCGUGUGGUUUGAUCACCUUAUAAUUCAUGACAUGUACAACUGCUUCUUUAAUGGCUAUCAAUAAGCAGUGAUAGAGUCAGUUAACUACUAUUUGCAGUAUACAGUCAUGGAGAAUAAGGCAUUAAUAACUGUUUUAUAAUCACAAAUAAAGAGCAAAUAAACCACGAAUGUGCAUGCUAAUAAGCAAUGAGUUAAAAGUUGAUGGGUGUCCUUAUCUGCGGUGUUACCUAUGGUUUUUAUUUAAUCAGGGAAUCAUUCAGAAACUAGACAUUUCCUUCUCUGUUACGUCUUCUAGUUAUAAAGCUUUAAAGUUUAAACUGUAUUUCACCAUUUUUCUUCAUUUUUGUAGGGAAUGUCACUUUUUUCGUUUUUUGACAACCCUAGUUAAGUUGGUAAAGGAAAAAUGUGAAACCAUUUCAUUAUAAACAAAUAGUUCCAGUAUGUUUGUCUGUCACAUCCAUUCGUAGCCAUUCUAAUGUUUUAAAGAAACUCAUUUAUUACUGCUUACCUUCCUUCCCUUCUGGUGAAAGUUCCAGUGUCCAUGUAGCAUUUCAUGACAGGUGUUGCUACAGCUACCAAAAAAAAAAAAAGGUGAUCAACAGUUAACAACAGUAGCUAACUGAAGCUAAACAGUAGCUGAUCAUUUGCAACUCACUCCUCUGCUCAGAAAUUUAGCUCCGAUAUUCAGUACGAUGAACCUUAUUAUUAGUAGCCUUACAUUUAGAGUUCCUAACCUGUAGCCUGUGUUGCUUUCACUGACUUCAUCUACUGUAUGAGCAUGGUGAUUUCAUAUCAAAGCCAGUCCAUUUUCUAUAUUUAAGGUUUUUGGUGCUUUCCUCCCCCCCAAAAAAUGGUUAAAUUCCAUAAGCUUUUGUUGUUUUUAUGACAAUCGUGCCAAGCAGAUUUUUUUCCUGGAAGGGAUGAGGAAACAGAGCUGUCUACUGUAUGUGACCAUGUAUUUGUAACGUAUUAACAGUUUUUACAGGGUGGGGAAAAAAAAAAAAGAUUUGAUUGCUUCUUUAUGUAAACGCUGCACUGUAUAUGAGUUUCAUUGUUUUUACUUCUUGAUAUGAUCCGUGAUGUGUGUGUGGUAUGGUGCCUGCUGUGUUCAAUGGAGGAAUUCAGUGUCAACUCGAUUAGAAAAAUGUCAACGCAUAACUGUACGAGAGAUCGAAACUUUAAGCGGGUUUCGGAAGUUAACGCAUCAGGGCUCUGAUAACUUAUUUCAAAUAGUGCAAAAUACUCAUUUAAACACAAGACAUCGGUUAUCAAAGUCUUGAGCUUGUCAAAAUCAGACUUAAGUUGGACAAAUUCACGGCCAUUUCCAUUUUUUUCUUUCCUUUCUUUUUUCUAAACUUACGUUGGCUGGCACCACUGAACAGGAAGAUACUGUAUUAUGCAACAAACAUUCAAAAGGGCCAAACAGCAGACAUUACAAUCACUGCAGUGACACAUUGCAUAUAUAUAAUAUAGCCACUCCAGCAGAUGAAACAUCAGCACAGGCGUCGGGGGGCAGGACGGUUUCGAAAGGGCUUGCUUCUGAGAUUUGGCCCUCCAAAUGUGGAAGCAAGAAAAAGUUUCUUUUACAAAAAAAAAAAAAAAGGCUCAAGAUCUACUUUGCAACUAUUCUACGAUCAAGUUUGGUUACAAGCAGCGAUUUAUAUUUUAUAACCUGUUGUGUCAAGAGAUGAAGCUGCAUGAUUUUUCUCUGACUUCUACAUGUUAAAUAUUACAAUAUUGUAGCCUCUAAAAGAUCUUUGGAAUGGUAGCGUCGUCACUCUAUCACCCAGCUGUCUCGUUUUUAUUUUUUUCGAGGGUUUUUUUUUCUUUUUUUUCAAGAAAAUGUUUUGAUGUUCAUUCAGCCAUAUGAUAUCCAGCGUUGUCGAGCCAUCCUCAAGUUCAGCAGGUCGGCUGUGUGUGUCUGUUACUACUUUUGUUGACUUUUUUUUUUAAUAUAUAUAUGAACGCCUGUGUUACAUCAUAGUCUGUAUUUGCAUUAUAUGUUUUAAGAGCGGGAUUCUUCAGGCCUGAUCGGUCAGUUAAAAAUUCACCUCAGUAAGUGGAUUAUUGGCAGAGGAAAUGUUGACCUCUGUAUGUAGGGACAGUUGAUACUGUCUCCAGUUUAGGCAGUUGUUGAAAGUUAAUUGACCUGGGUGAUACAAAGAUAUAAGCAUUGUAAAAUGGCAUAUUCAAAUCAGUUCUGUACAACUUAAACUCGGCAUCUCAGUAUAUCUACAGUUCCACUAACACUGUGACACCAGGUAUUAAAGGUUGUUGUUUUUUGUGA
This is a messenger RNA of Acanthopagrus latus (yellowfin seabream), 6788 nucleotides long. It is a transcript of the gene rnf144aa, whose product is annotated as ring finger protein 144aa. NCBI's taxonomy places the organism in Eukaryota, Metazoa, Chordata, Actinopteri, Spariformes, Sparidae. The coding region runs from base 878 to 1765 and encodes 295 amino acids. Gene Ontology annotation, cellular component: Golgi apparatus; cytoplasm; ubiquitin ligase complex. Gene Ontology annotation, biological process: protein polyubiquitination; ubiquitin-dependent protein catabolic process; positive regulation of proteasomal ubiquitin-dependent protein catabolic process. Gene Ontology annotation, molecular function: ubiquitin protein ligase activity; ubiquitin conjugating enzyme binding; zinc ion binding. The transcript has 8 exons. The record is from RefSeq and is a predicted model, not a curated record.